Messenger RNA from Rotaria socialis, 1035 nucleotides. Lineage: Eukaryota; Metazoa; Rotifera; Eurotatoria; Philodinida; Philodinidae. The record is from the annotation of a GenBank genome assembly.
AUGUCUCUCUUAUAUUUGAGACUUCAAUUGACAUUACCAUCGCAUCAUCUAUUAUUUGUGAGAACCUUUCGUCAACCACAACGAUCAACUGAACCGAAAUCUCAAAUUGGAGAAUUUCGUCUGUUACAAUUAACAAAAUCAAAAACGAAUCGAAAUGGUUCAAUGAAAAAACGUAUAAGACCAAAAUUUAAAGAGGUUCCACCACCGCGUUAUUUGCGUAUGUCAACAGAUCAAGAUUGGACUAAUGUUUGGCCAACAGCUACGACAUUUAAGCAAAGUGUUGUACCGUUGCCUAUAACUCAGGGCUAUGUCGCGUCGGAUAAAGAAAAUAAAGGUUUGCCAUUGGAAAAAUAUGCAAAUGCUGAACUAAUGAAAAUUCCUAACUUCUUUCAUUUAACACCUAAUCAUAUAAAAAAGCAUUGUGCUGCAAUCAAAAAAUAUUGUACACCAUGGCCAGAACAAUUAGAUUCUGAUGAAGCAUGUGAAUAUUAUUUACCUAUACAAAUAACAACCCAUGAUUAUCUUAAUUCAACACCAUCGAUACGAGAUUCUCGAGCUCGUGUCGUUAAAUUUAAUUUUAAAUUAACGCAACUACAAUUUGAUGAACAUGCCCGUGAUAAAUUUAUUCGCUUAGCUGGACAACGAUACAAUGCGGAUACAGAUGAACUUACUCUAGUCGCUGACAAAUGUCCAUAUCGAAAGCAAAAUUAUGAUUAUGCUCAAUAUUUAUUGACAGCAUUGUAUUUCGAGUCUUGGAAAAUUGAAAAUUGGGAAGUAGAUAAAACGAAGAAUGAUUGGCAAGCAUAUUAUUGGGAUAAAAGUCCUUCGCGCGCUCGAUUACUUGAUAUACUCAAAGCAUCUGAGCAAAACCCAUCGUCAGUUGAUUCAAACUCCGUUCUUGAUCAUAAUAAAAAACUUGUCGAACGAUAUCGCGCGAGUAUAACUCGUGUUCAAGAUGAAGGUGCUGAGAAUGAAUUGAAAAAUUUAAACGAUUAUAAAAACGAUGUACUCUCGUUGUACAAUCUAAAAUUAUAA